Cydia fagiglandana is the source of this 1402-nucleotide messenger RNA. RefSeq names its product cilia- and flagella-associated protein 410. The coding region runs from base 159 to 1370 and encodes 403 amino acids. Gene Ontology annotation, biological process: cytoskeleton organization. The transcript is spliced from 12 exons. The record is from RefSeq and is a predicted model, not a curated record. Lineage: Eukaryota; Metazoa; Arthropoda; Insecta; Lepidoptera; Tortricidae.
ACCGUGCAUUGUAUUGUUUUCAGUUUUUAUUCGCACUCGCUACGAAGUUGCCGUGACCCGGAGCGCCAUGCCGCACCUCGCGCCGAUCUAAACGAAGCCUCGUGUUUUCUAUUAAGUUUGUUGUUAUACUCUGAAGCAGUGAAGUGCUGCGAGCGACCAUGGCUCGCUUGACGGAGGAGAUGGUGAUAGCGCGUUCCAAACAGUCGGAUUUGUCGUCUAUAAAGAAGUUGAACUGCUGGGGCGCGGAGCUAGGUGACGUCAGUCUACUGCGGCGGAUGCCAAACGUAGAGGUGCUAGCCUUCAGCAUAAACAAGAUCCGCAGCCUACAGGACUUCGCCGGCUGCCGGCUGCUGCGAGAGCUGUACGUCCGCAAGAACGAAAUCAAGGACCUGCGGGAGAUCAGGCACCUGCGGCACCUCCCGGCGCUCACCUCGCUCUGGCUCGACGAGAACCCCUGCACACACCACCCACAGUAUCGACUAACAGUGCUCCGUAACCUGCCGCGGCUAGAAAAGCUCGACAAUGUCGUCGUGCAACAAGAGGAGUUGGAGGAGGCGCAGCGGCGAGGCUCGCUCAUCGACUCAGACGAUGAAGGAUACCCACAACAACAGGAAGCGUACGCGGAGAGCGUGCGCAGCGGCGGCAGCGCGCGCCGCGCCGCCCUCGCGCGCUCCAGCGACUCCAGCCCCGAGCGCGACGAGCGCGAGCGCGAGCCCGCCGCCCGGGACCGCCGCCCCGGCCCCUACCGGGACCACCAUAACAGCAGGCACGAGCAGGAGCCUUAUCGGGACCAUCAGAGGCAUGAACAGACGCACGCCGCGCCCGGCAGCGACGGCUCGGAGGGCGCGCCCGAGCCCGAGCGGCACGACCAGCAGUGUCCACUGUCCCCCGCGCGGCGCGCGCCCGACGACGAGCGCCUCGAGCACCCGGCCGGCGCCGCCGUGACGCGCUCGCAGUACGACCCGCGCUGGGCGCGCGAGGCGCCGCUGCGGCACUCCGUCUCCGCGCACAGCGUCAAGGAGUACGCGUACGCGAUGAACGGCGACUGCAGACUCGGCGUGACGUCACCGCACGAGCAGUACUGCGAGCGAGGUGACAACAGAUCAGAAUACACACCCAGCACCGUAGGCCGAGGCGAAUGGGAGCGUGAGCGAGACAGGGAGCCCCCGCGCGAGCGAGACGCACAUAGCGCGGGAUUCACCUCCGCCGUCAUGGGGGAACAUCGCGGGUUCACCCGCCGACCCGUCACUAGGAAUUCGAACCUGCUGUCGGCCGUGCUGUGCCUGGUGAAGGAGCUCGACUACCCGUCGCUGGAAGUCGCCGAGAUGGCCGUCAGAUGCCGCAUGGACGAGCUCGCCAACGCGCAGUGACCCGCGCCCUCCCCCCGCCCCUCCCCCUCCCC